Messenger RNA from Terrapene triunguis (Three-toed box turtle), 2141 nucleotides. Its product is annotated as UPF0415 protein C7orf25 homolog. The coding region runs from base 109 to 1377 and encodes 422 amino acids. The record is from RefSeq and is a predicted model, not a curated record. Lineage: Eukaryota; Metazoa; Chordata; Testudines; Emydidae. The transcript has 2 exons.
UUUCUAUGGAUGGGUUUAGCGGGAGCAGCUGCUGUUGCACCGGGGGAAGGAGCGUGGCAUGUGCCGCGGGGCUGAUUCCCCCCCUUUCAGGUAAAUAAUGCUGUCAACAUGUCUGUGCAGUCAUUGCUUUGUGAGAGAAUCGCCGUUGCUAAGGAAUUAAUGAAGAGAGCAGAAGCCCUUUCCAGAUCACAGAAAGGAGGUAUAGAAGGUGGAGCAAAGCUAUGCAGCAAAUUGAAGGCCGAGUUGAAAUUCUUGCACAGGGUGGAGGCGGGGAAGGUGGCCAUUAAGGAGUCCCAUCUGCAGAGUACCAAUCUUACACAUCUCCGAGCCAUAAUUGAGUCAGCAGAGAACCUGGAGGAGGUCGUCAGUGUCCUUCAUGUCUUUGCCUAUGAAGACUGCUGUGGAGAAAAGCAAAUGCUGGUGGUAGAUGUUGUUGCAAAUGGUGGCCACACUUGGGUGAAAGCAAUUGGUCGAAAGGCUGAAGCUCUUCACAAUAUUUGGCUGGGCCGGGGCCAAUAUGGCGACAAAAGCAUCAUUGAGCAGGCGGAGGACUUUCUGCAAGCAAGCCGUCAGCAACCAGUGCAAUAUAGCAACCCCCAUAUUAUCUUUGCUUUUUAUAAUAGUGUGUCCAGUCCUAUGGCAGAGAGGCUGAAAGAGAUGGGCAUAUCCGUGCGGGGAGACGUAGUUGCUGUUAACUCUUUGGCAGAGCACUUGACUGAAGAGAGACACCUAAGUGCCAGUGAAUCUGAUGAAGAAAGCCCUGAGGUCCUGCAGGUGACCAGAGUAGACCGGGAGAAUUUAGUAGCCAGCAUUGCUUUUCCUACAGAGAUCAAAGUAGAUGUGUGCAAUAGGGUUAACUUGGACAUCACUACUUUAAUUACAUACGUCUCUUCCCUUAGCUGUGGUGGCUGCUACUUCAUUUUUAAGGAGAAAGUGUUAACGGAGCAGGCAGCACAGGAAAGGAAGGAGAGAGUCCUGCCUCAGUUGGAGGAUUUCAUGAAGGGCAAGGAGCUGUUCGCUUGUGAAUCCGCAGUCAAAGAUUUUCAGUCAAUCUUAGAAACUCUAGGAGGACCUGGGGAGAAAGAUCGAGCCAUCUCUCUCAUGAAGAGAAUUAAUGUGGUGCCAGACCAGCCCUCUGACCGUGCCUUAAGACUAGUGGCUAGUUCAAAAAUUAAUAGCCGCUCUCUAGCCAUCUUUGGGACAGGAGACACUUUAAAAGCCAUCACGAUGACCGCAAACAGUGGUUUUGUUAGGGCAGCAGCUAACCAAGGGGUUAAGUUUAGCGUGCUUAUCCAUCAGCCAAGGGCACUGACUGAAAGCAAGGAGUCUGUUGCCAUGCCUUUACCAAAGAACUGCACAGCUGAUAGUGGGCUUUGACUAAGCCAUCUAAUUAAUUAGUCAUUAAAAUAACUGUUUAAACGUGCUGCAGUGGAGGCAGUUCAAGAAAUAGAACUCUCAAAACAAUACAUUUUUUUUCUUUUUGUGUGCCAGAUCCUGAUACGUGUAGUAAUUUACCUUCAAAUGAAAAAUUCAAGAAAAGCAGAAAAUCUGUACAUCAUUCAGAAUAGUAGUUGUAAUGGAUAAAAAAAUAUAAGUUAAAACACGUACAUCCUCUGUAUGUGGAAUUUUUGUUCUCAACUCAAUAGAGUAUACAAUAAUUUAUUCAUGGGGAUAACUGCAUUUAAGUGGAAAAUGUUAACUGUGUUCUACCUUAUUAAAAAGUUCAGUUAGAAACUCAAGCCAAGCGUGCUUCCAGUGUAUCUGUGCCCUGUGACGCUUUCAUCCCCUUUUGAGGGACUACAAUUUUUAAAAAGGAUUGUGAAAUCACCUCUGCAAAAUGUGAACAAAUAGGAUAAGUAAAAGGAUAAUUUGAUUUUUCAUUUAUUGGAUAAAGUGAACUACUAGAAGAACAUGCACCAUGUUAAACAUGUUCAGUAUGCUAAGGAAUGAUUGUAAUAUACCAACUGAUCAUGUGUACAAAUGCCAAUGCCCAGCUCCUCAAAGGUAUUUGAUUUCAAUAGGAGUUAAGUUCCUAAAUGCCUUUUGAGGAUCUGGGUCUAAGUCUUUCACCUCUUUUGGUUUUAAAAAGUGUAUAUCUGGACUGUAGUAUGGAAGACAGACUUAGGAGUUUUGGCUAUAGC